AUGCAAGCGCAGGCAGAAUCUAUCUUUGCAAAGACCCAUAUAUUAAAAGCAGUGAAAAAUGGUCUGAAUGCGUGUUUUCAGGAAUCCCGCAAUAUAUGUCAGACAGAUUACAGAAAAAUGAUGAAUUAUGGAAUUUUAAUUCUUGGUAUUUUUUUCAUAUUAGAUGGAAGAUUUAUAUUCGCGGGUAAUGUACGCAUCAGAAAUAUCACUUUUAAUAAUACUGUGAACAAAGAGGAAUGUAUGGAACUGCUUUUGAGUGCACAGAACAGAAUGAAUUCAAAAAUGGACCGUCGUGUAAAUGGUGUAGGAUCCUUGAGCAGCUCUAUAACCUACUGUGUGUCAUUUCAAUGA
Messenger RNA from Plasmodium fragile, 351 nucleotides. RefSeq lists its product as uncharacterized. The transcript is spliced from 2 exons. Bases 1 to 351 code for a protein of 116 amino acids. Lineage: Eukaryota; Apicomplexa; Aconoidasida; Haemosporida; Plasmodiidae. The record is from RefSeq and is a predicted model, not a curated record.